Kluyveromyces marxianus DMKU3-1042 is the source of this 1251-nucleotide messenger RNA. RefSeq names its product inositol phosphorylceramide synthase (gene AUR1). Gene Ontology annotation, molecular function: inositol phosphoceramide synthase activity. Gene Ontology annotation, biological process: sphingolipid biosynthetic process; inositol phosphoceramide metabolic process. The transcript has a single exon. NCBI's taxonomy places the organism in Eukaryota, Fungi, Ascomycota, Saccharomycetes, Saccharomycetales, Saccharomycetaceae. The record is from RefSeq and is a predicted model, not a curated record. Gene Ontology annotation, cellular component: inositol phosphoceramide synthase complex. Bases 1 to 1251 code for a protein of 416 amino acids.
AUGUCGAGUUGGUUUCACAGGACAUUUCUUGCCGAUAGGCCGGCAGGCUCAAGGUUAGCCAAUUUAGAGACUAGUUUUUCGCCUCAAGUUAGCAUAAGAAAGUUGAAGAACUACCAGCCAACGGUUAGUGAGAUUUGUCAUUACGGGUUUUUAGGGAGCAUUCUAUUUUUCACUUUCAUUGUCAAUCCAGCAGCAUGGAUUUACAAGAUAUUGGCGUAUUCGCUAUUGAUACUGCUUUGUAUCGUUCCGGCUACAGGCCAGUUCUUUUUCAAUGCGCUCCCAGUGUUGACAUGGUUGGCUCUAUAUUUCACAUCAUCGUCGUUUGAUGCGACAUACAGACCUCCUAUCACGGUGAAGGUUUUGCCAGCUAUCGAGACGAUAUUAUACGGUGAUAACUUGAGUGAUAUCCUUGCGACGUCUAUAAAUAAGCCGUUGGACAUUAUUGCAUGGCUACCAUACGGUAUUUUCCAUUUCGGGGCGCCAUUUGUAGUUGCAGCGAUUAUUUUCCUCUGCGGGCCUCCAACUAUAUUGAGAGGCUAUGCGUUUGCAUUUGGUUACAUGAACCUCUUUGGGGUUAUCACACAAAACGUCUUCCCAGCAGCUCCACCAUGGUACAAGAUUCUACACGGAUUGGCACCAGCUCACUAUGGCAUGCACGGAUCCCCAGGUGGCUUGGGCAGAAUCGACGAGUACUUUGGAAUUAACCUAUACACUUCCGGGUUCAGUAAUUCUGCUGUCAUUUUCGGUGCGUUCCCCUCGUUGCAUUCUGGAUGUGCUACCAUGGAGGCCCUAUUCUUCUCUUACGUUUUCCCCAAGUUGACUCCAUUAUUUGUGUUUUACGUUUGUUGGCUAUGGUGGUCUACGAUGUACUUGACGCAUCACUACUUUGUGGAUUUGAUGGCAGGUUCAGUGCUUUCAUUCGUCAUUUUCCAAUAUACAAAAUACUUCAUUCUACCGCUGCCCGAAAAGGGUGUGUACUCCAGAUGGUCGUAUGCAGAAAUUACAAAAUUCAACAUCUGGCAAUCGGACCCAUUAUACGGUGCUCGUGCAGAUGUAGAAAACGUUCCAUUAUCUGUGUUGGAAACAGAUUUUGAGCUAAACUCGAUGGAAAACUCUAAUUCUCCAUCUAUUUUUGACGAAACAUCAACAAGAUCAGCAUCUCGUUCAUCUAUUACAUCAGCAGAUAAUUUUGAAAAUGACCUACCAUUGAGAGCUUCAACGGCAAAGCCCAAUAAACAAAGAAUUGAUUGA